Messenger RNA from Oncorhynchus keta (chum salmon), 564 nucleotides. RefSeq names its product FHF complex subunit HOOK interacting protein 1A-like. The record is from RefSeq and is a predicted model, not a curated record. Bases 262 to 564 code for a protein of 100 amino acids. The transcript is spliced from 3 exons. NCBI's taxonomy places the organism in Eukaryota, Metazoa, Chordata, Actinopteri, Salmoniformes, Salmonidae.
ACAACAUUCUGCGUUGUGUCUGACAGUCUGUUUCGAUGUGAUUCCGUGAGGGACUGUCUGCCUGACCUGAACCGGAGCGUUGUUCUGCCAUGCUGCAGCAGAGCUGCUUCUCUCUCCUCUGCUCAGGCCCCCCAUGUGCCAACCUGCACCAUAGAUGUUGCUGAUUCUGGGGGGAGAGUGAGGAGUACCUCCCCUGCACUCUCCACUUCCACCUUACUCCACACCGAGACAUGGUUUAGCCCAACCUGUCCAGCAGUCAAGAUGAUGGCCUCUGUGGUUGCCAACGGAAACAGGAAGAAGUCACUGUCCCUGAAAGGGGUGGACCCAGAAACCUGCAUGAUCGUCUUCAGAAACCACUGGGCACAGGUGGUGAAGAUCUUGGAGAAACAUGAUCCUGUCCAUAGCCGGUCCGGUGUCUACCUUCGUCUCGGUCCAGUCCCCGGUGACGAGGCCAGCGCGGUACAGAACUACGUAGAACACAUGCUGUUCCUGUUGAUGGAGGAGGAAAGUUCACUUUUUAUAGAUCUGUCAUUCUCAUUGAAAGCCACAUCCGAUAAGCAGUAG